AUGCACCCCGUCACAGCCAAGGCUGCUGCCUCUUUCACACGCAACAUCACCACAUCACUCUCUUCUACUACUUCAAUUGCCAGAAUGGCCACUAGCGCCCGCAGCGCAGGCACAAAGGACUGGUCCGCGGCCCAGUACCUCAAGUUUGCCAACCAGCGCACACGGCCGUCCCACGACCUCCUUAGCCAAGUGCCCAUUGCCGCCCCCAAGCGCAUCAUCGACAUUGGCUGCGGCCCCGGCAACUCGACAAAGGUACUCGUGGAACGUUUCCCCGAUGCCAAAGUCAGCGGCAUGGACUCGUCGCCUGACAUGAUCAAGACGGCGCAAAAGGAACUGCCUGGGUCGGACUUUGUCCUAGCCGAUCUUACCUCGUAUACACCCGAGCCCGACGCCGACUUACUAUUCUCCAAUGCCGUCUUCCAGUGGCUCGAUGCCGACGCGCGUAUCCCCAUCAUGAAGCACCUCAUUCAGUCGCUGCCAUCGGGGGGCGUGUUUGCGAUGCAGGUGCCUGACAACCGAAUGGAGGAAUCGCACAAGGCAAUGCGGCAUGUCGCCGGGGAGGGCCCGUGGGCAGACACGCUCGCUCGGCACAAGCCGGCGCUGGACCAGUUCCAGACGCCUCUCGAGCUGUAUAAUGCGCUCAAGCCGCUGUGUUCGUCGGUGGACAUCUGGCACACGCACUACCAGCACGUGCUGGGUAGCCAUCAGGACGUGGUGGAAUGGGUCAAGGGCACCGGGCUACGGCCGUUUAUCGAUCCCCUGACUGCGGAGCACAAAGAGGGCUUCCUGGCGGCUUACUUGCAGCAGAUUAAGGAGAGAUACCCGACAUCAGAGGAUGGUACGGUGAUGCUGAGGUAUCCGCGCUUGUUUAUGGUGGCUGUGCGGGCGUAA
Molecule: messenger RNA, 891 nt
Organism: [Torrubiella] hemipterigena
Lineage: Eukaryota; Fungi; Ascomycota; Sordariomycetes; Hypocreales; Clavicipitaceae
Source: the annotation of a GenBank genome assembly